This is a messenger RNA of Phlebotomus papatasi, 1092 nucleotides long. Its product is annotated as cell division cycle-associated protein 3-like. The coding region runs from base 96 to 1013 and encodes 305 amino acids. The transcript has 2 exons. The record is from RefSeq and is a predicted model, not a curated record. Lineage: Eukaryota; Metazoa; Arthropoda; Insecta; Diptera; Psychodidae.
AACGCUCAGUUCACCCAAUUUGAAACGAGUUGUGUAGUAAAGAGUAAGACGCUCCACGGUUUUUCCUAAUUUUCCUUGAUUUUCCUACCUCUUACAUGGGUUCUUUCGUGAGCAAAUUGUUUCGGGAGCGAAAGGAUGCUUCAAAUGAUCCACGUUCACCUACAUUACACAUUUCCCGGACUCCUAUAAAUCUUUUGUUUAAACAAUCGCCUGCUAAGCAGAUUACUAAAGCCCAGGAUCUCACUGAUAUCCGGACUCCGCUUAGUGGCAGCUUUGAGAAUGUUUAUCCACGGACUAAGCACAUGGAAAUGCUUCAGACUACGACAAAUCCUAUUGAUCCUCGUUCUCCUUCUACCGAAAUCCAUCGAACACCUCUUAUUCUGUUAAAUAAUGAGGAAAUGGUAUCACAAGUCGAAGCUGAGAUUUGCGAUGCUCAAAAUGCUAGUGUUUCAGAAAGCUUUGAAUCAGCCUUGUCCAAGCUGGACUUCAAUACCAGUUUUGAUGAUGAAGAUGGGGAAACUGAGGAGAAAGGACUAUUGGACACCCAGAUGGAAGGUCUGCUGGAAACCAAUUUUGACUACGAUCCUUCAAAAGAGCCGGCCCAAAUUGUUGAAGAUACCAUCGAUCCUAGAUCCCCUGGAAUUGAGAGAACACCUUUUGUGUUUGAAGAUGAACCAAAUACGAAGGAUUGUGAAGAUUCUACUCCUAAAUCAACACUGAAUCUCGAGGAUCGCAGUCGAAAUGGUACGAAAGUUUUUCAGGAUGAAAAUUCAGGGCAGUGUCAUACGCCCAAACAAAUAAAUCAAGAGGGAAACCGAACACCACUGAGUUGCCUGGCUAACAGGACUACAAGAAAUACCUUCAAGGAUUCCCCUUCAAAUAUGUUUGUGCUGAAAAACAAAAAUGAUACGGAAAAUUAUCCAGUGAGUACCUAUUCUGGAGUCAAAGGAAUGAAUGUGAAGGACAUUAACUCAAAGAUUCCUUUGCCUAUGAAGCGAUUGACUAAUAAGUAAUAUCUGUUUAAAAAAAGAAAAAUUUCCAGUUUCAUUCGUUUUCAGUCCAAAUAAAACAAUUUUUAAAUUAAAAAAAAAA